CCAAAUGACUUUAUAAGCCCCUAAAUAUAUACCAACAUUAAUAGAAGUUUGAAGAUAAUGCUAAAAGGUCCCACUCCCCCCUUGAAACCUUAAAUAGAUAAUGCAUCGUGACAAAACACCCAAUGUUAGUUUCCCAUUUAAUUAUAUCAUCCUCUUUAGCUUACAAACAAAAAACCAAGGAUUAACAUCAAAUCAUUUGAAUACUUUAGUAUUAAUACAAGGCCUUAAUUAGUUUGGUAUAAUUUAUUAAAUACUGUAUAGAACAGCAUUUCAUUUAUAAUUUCUUCUUCUCUUCCUUCUUCCUUCAUUAUUUUUUUUCCUUACUAAUUAUGGCUGUGAGACACUCUCUUUUUGCUUCUUCUACUCAUCUAAUAUGGAAAUCAUGUUCCACCAAAAGGGAAAAUCCUGCACAAAGAGUAGUGUUGGUGUACUCAUGUGCAAGUGAUCAAAAUAUUUCAAUCAAAGCUACUGCUCUUCAGAUCAGAUCAACUUCAACCCAAAAACUUAAGGUAUUUGAAGAUGAGUCAACGGGAAUAGUUUGUUAUAGAGAUGAGAAUGGAGAGAUCACUUGUGAAGGAUAUGAUGAAGGUCCUCGUUACUGCCAAAAAUUCCACAGAUUUUCUUCUAAUUCAAGAGAUGAAGAAAUCAAAGAGCUCCUCCAAAGAUGCUGGUUUCAUGUAACUGAUUGAGUUCAGUUAGGAUCUCACCACUUUCAGACUACUGACAAAUAACACAACAAAACAGGGAUUGCUUGUUUCAGUGUUCUACCUACCUUGUUCUGUAGUGUUCAGUAGUAUGCUUAAAGGGUCUUCCUUUUCAUGCUCCAAAUGUAAUUAAUUUUCCCAUUUCAACACAUUGUUUGUUUCUGCUUCAAUCACUUUUACUGGGUUGGGUCAGAUGUAUAAGCUUCAGUUGUGAAUUGAAGUAUGAGACAUGUAGAUGCACUACAAUUACGUCUUCAACCAUCUGAA
This is a messenger RNA of Solanum dulcamara, 971 nucleotides long. RefSeq lists its product as uncharacterized. The record is from RefSeq and is a predicted model, not a curated record. The transcript has 3 exons. Lineage: Eukaryota; Viridiplantae; Streptophyta; Magnoliopsida; Solanales; Solanaceae. Bases 330 to 689 code for a protein of 119 amino acids.